Nicotiana tabacum (common tobacco) is the source of this 787-nucleotide messenger RNA. The record is from RefSeq and is a predicted model, not a curated record. Lineage: Eukaryota; Viridiplantae; Streptophyta; Magnoliopsida; Solanales; Solanaceae.
UAAGCAGCUGUAAAUACACCAAACAUGGAGGAUUUUCCUCAGAAAAUUAAUAAAACUUAUACUGGUUUUUACCCUAAUUUGGGUUCCCAUUCUGCACAAGCUGACAGGGUAAAGAAAAAGAGACACAUAAAUGAGCAGAAAGCAACUAGUAAAAGAAGAGCAACGAUGAAUCAAUUGGUAGGAAAAGCUAGAUCUGGCAGCCAUGGAAUCGUGCAUGGAAAUGAGAAUGGUGUUUUGAGAGCUGAGCGAGUUGUUGUUGUGGGUAGCAAUAAGCCUCAGAGUUCAAGAGAGUUGUCUCAGUCAGAAGUUCGCAAUAUGCUGGUGGAGAAGGCUAGGACGGAGAUCUGCAAGAAGCUGAAUGAAUGGAGCACAACUUCUGCAUCUAGGAUGUCAUAUAAGGAGGACAAGGAAACAGAAAAGAAGCAAACUGCUGCUGCCCAUACUGCACAAGGAUUUCACAAAAAUGAUUUGAGAAGAGAGGAAACUGUGAAUGGUGUAUUAGUGAACUCCAGCAAAUCAUGCAAGCACAAAGAGUCUAGUGUCGUCUCUACUACAAGUGUUGAUUCAGAACCAGAAGAUACUGAAAUUAAGUCUAUGAGGGUUCCUGAUUCAGAUUUUCGAAAUUUUGACGAGGAUAGAACGGAGAAAUUAUUUGAAGAUAAUCAAGUUUGGGCUGCUUAUGAUAAUGAUGAUGGCAUGCCCCAUUAUUAUGCUCUGAUUCACAAUGUCAUAAGUAGAAAGCCAUUUAAAGUGCGAAUCAGCUGGUAGACCUCUAAAAACAACUCUG